Messenger RNA from Ambispora leptoticha, 1017 nucleotides. NCBI's taxonomy places the organism in Eukaryota, Fungi, Glomeromycota, Glomeromycetes, Archaeosporales, Ambisporaceae. The record is from the annotation of a GenBank genome assembly.
AUGAAAAGACGAACAUAUAUUAUAAUUGGAGUUAUUGUUUUGUCGAUUAUAGCAGUAAUUACAAUUGGUGUCGCUGUCGGAACUAGAAAAUCAAAAUCUACUUCUGCGGACGAUUCUAAUCAUCCCAUAUUCAAGACUUGGGAUGGCCAAUCGGUCAAUUUAAACAUCCAAGCGAAUUCUAAGUACAAAAAAUCAUUUUAUGGAAUUAAUUAUGGUCCUGUCAACGCCACUUGGCCAGAAUGCGGCAAUACCCUUGGUGAUGUCAUUGAAGAUGUAAAAAUUCUAUCACAAUUGACAUCAAGGCAAGUUCAUCCAAAUAAUUGUCUCGAUAUCAAAGUUAUCCCGACCAUUUGGGUUGAUAAUAAUAUGACCACAUAUCAAAGACAAUAUGACGAUUUAUUCGCAAAUUUAAAUCAGCAUGGUUUUGAUCAUAUUGAAGGGGUUUCUGUGGGAAAUGAAGUGAUUUUCCGCAAAGAUAUCCCAACCAAUGAUUUAUUCCAAAGAAUCGCGGACGUCCGACAAAAGAUCCGUGCACUACCAAAUGCUCCGAAAAAUUUUCCAGUAUUCACUUCAGAUCUUGGUUCAAAUGUUGGUGAUGCAUUUGUUAGCGCCGUUGACGCAGUCUUCGCGAAUGUCCAUCCCUAUUUUGCCGGUGUUACGGCUCAAGACGGAACUAAUUGGACUCUUAAAUUUUUCGAUGAAAAUGACGUGAUAUAUGCAAGCAAGCAGAAUAAACCUGCCGUAAUCGCAGAAGUUGGAUGGCCAACUCAAGGAGCUUCGAACAAUGGGUCAGUCGCAUCAAUACCAAACUUACAAACUUUUAUCUCGCAAUUUAUUUGUAGUGCAAAUGCUCGACAAUACAAAUAUUAUUAUUUUGAGACAUUCGAUACUCCAUGGAAAACCCAAAGAUUUACCGUAUUAGAAGGAAGCUGGGGAUUAUUUUAUCCAGAUCGUACUUUGAAACCUGGCCUUACAUUACCUGAUUGCGCCCCAACCGCUCCCGGUUUAAGCAAUUAG